CGCUCCCCUUUGACCCUUCGCUCGCGUGCUACACAUCCGGGCCUCUGCUACUAGUGAGAGGAAGAUGGCGGCCGCGGCUGUUGUGGUUCCCGCAGAGUGGAUAAAGAACUGGGAGAAAUCAGGGAGAGGCGAAUUUUUGCAUUUAUGUCGGAUCCUCAGUGAAAAUAAAAGCCAUGAUAGUUCGACAUACAGAGAUUUCCAGCAAGCUCUCUAUGAAUUGUCAUAUCAUGUAAUUAAAGGAAAUCUAAAGCAUGAACAGGCAUCUAAUGUUCUUAAUGACAUUAGUGAAUUUCGUGAGGAUAUGCCCUCCAUUCUUGCUGAUGUAUUCUGCAUAUUAGAUAUUGAAACAAAUUGUUUAGAAGAAAAAAGCAAGAGAGACUAUUUUACACAGUUGGUAUUAGCAUGUUUGUAUUUAGUUUCAGACACAGUCCUGAAGGAACGCCUGGAUCCAGAAACACUGGAAUCAUUAGGGCUUAUCAAACAAUCACAGCAAUUCAAUCAAAAGUCAGUUAAAAUCAAGACAAAACUCUUUUAUAAGCAGCAGAAAUUCAAUUUGUUAAGAGAAGAGAAUGAAGGUUAUGCCAAGCUGAUUGCUGAAUUGGGGCAAGAUUUAUCUGGAAGCAUUACUAGUGAUUUAAUCUUAGAAAAUAUCAAAUCUUUAAUAGGAUGCUUUAAUCUGGAUCCCAAUAGAGUUUUGGAUGUCAUUUUAGAAGUGUUUGAAUGCAGGCCAGAACACGAUGACUUCUUUAUAUCUUUGUUAGAAUCUUACAUGAGUAUGUGUGAACCGCAAACACUGUGUCAUAUUCUUGGGUUCAAAUUCAAGUUUUACCAGGAACCAAAUGGCGAGACACCAUCAUCUUUAUACAGAGUUGCAGCUGUACUUCUACAAUUUAAUCUUAUUGAUUUAGAUGAUCUUUAUGUACAUCUUCUUCCAGCCGAUAAUUGCAUUAUGGAUGAACACAAACGAGAAAUUGCGGAAGCUAAGCAAAUUGUUAGAAAACUUACGAUGGUUGUGUUGUCUUCUGAAAAAAUGGAUGAUCGAGAGAAAGAAAAGGAGAAAGAAGAGGAGAAAGUAGAGAAGCCACCUGAUAACCAAAAACUUGGCUUGUUGGAAGCCUUAUUAAAGAUCGGUGACUGGCAACAUGCACAGAACAUUAUGGAUCAGAUGCCUCCAUACUAUGCAGCUUCACAUAAGCUAAUAGCACUUGCUAUUUGCAAGCUCAUUCACAUAACUAUUGAACCUCUCUACCGAAGAGUUGGUGUUCCUAAAGGUGCUAAGGGCUCACCUGUUAAUGCUUUGCAAAACAAGAGGGCACCAAAACAAGCUGAGAGUUUUGAAGAUUUGAGGAGAGACGUGUUCAAUAUGUUCUGUUACCUUGGUCCUCACCUUUCUCAUGAUCCCAUUUUAUUCGCAAAAGUGGUGCGCAUAGGCAAGUCAUUUAUGAAGGAGUUUCAGUCUGAUGGAAGCAAACAAGAAGAUAAAGAAAAAACGGAAGUUAUCCUUAGCUGUUUGCUUAGCAUUACUGACCAGGUACUACUUCCAUCUCUUUCUUUGAUGGACUGCAAUGCUUGUAUGUCUGAGGAACUAUGGGGAAUGUUUAAAACAUUUCCAUAUCAGCAUAGAUAUCGUCUGUAUGGCCAGUGGAAGAAUGAAACUUAUAACAGUCACCCACUUUUAGUAAAAGUUAAAGCUCAAACAAUAGACAGAGCCAAAUAUAUCAUGAAGCGCCUAACCAAGGAAAAUGUGAAGCCUUCUGGAAGACAAAUUGGGAAGCUGAGCCACAGCAAUCCAACCAUUUUGUUUGAUUAUGUAUGUUUUGAGAUCUUGUCACAAAUACAGAAGUAUGAUAACUUAAUAACACCUGUAGUAGAUUCAUUGAAAUACCUCACUUCAUUGAAUUAUGAUGUUUUGGCCUAUUGUAUCAUUGAAGCUUUAGCUAAUCCAGAAAAGGAAAGAAUGAAACAUGAUGACACAACCAUUUCAAGCUGGCUUCAGAGUCUGGCUAGUUUCUGUGGUGCAGUUUUUCGUAAAUAUCCAAUUGAUCUUGCCGGUCUUCUUCAGUAUGUUGCCAAUCAGCUAAAGGCGGGUAAAAGUUUUGACCUGCUUAUAUUGAAAGAAGUGGUGCAAAAAAUGGCAGGAAUAGAAAUUACAGAGGAAAUGACAAUGGAGCAACUAGAGGCCAUGACUGGUGGAGAGCAGCUAAAAGCUGAGGGUGGUUAUUUUGGUCAGAUCAGAAACACUAAAAAAUCCUCUCAGAGAUUAAAGGAUGCUCUGUUGGACCAUGAUCUUGCCCUUCCUCUCUGUCUCCUUAUGGCUCAGCAGAGGAAUGGGGUAAUCUUUCAGGAAGGUGGAGAGAAACAUUUGAAACUUGUGGGAAAGCUCUAUGACCAGUGUCAUGAUACCCUGGUGCAGUUUGGCGGGUUUUUAGCAUCUAAUCUGAGCACAGAAGAUUAUAUAAAGCGAGUGCCUUCAAUUGAUGUACUCUGUAAUGAAUUUCAUACACCCCAUGAUGCAGCAUUUUUCCUGUCUAGGCCAAUGUAUGCCCAUCAUAUUUCGUCAAAGUAUGAUGAACUUAAAAAAUCAGAAAAGGGAAGUAAACAGCAACAUAAAGUUCAUAAGUACAUAACAUCAUGUGAGAUGGUGAUGGCGCCUGUCCAUGAAGCAGUGGUCUCCUUACAUGUUUCCAAAGUCUGGGAUGACAUCAGCCCUCAAUUCUAUGCCACGUUCUGGUCAUUGACAAUGUAUGACCUUGCAGUUCCACACACCAGCUAUGAACGAGAAGUCAAUAAACUUAAAGUCCAGAUGAAAGCAAUUGAUGACAAUCAAGAAAUGCCCCCAAAUAAAAAGAAAAAAGAGAAGGAGCGCUGUACUGCUCUUCAGGACAAGCUUCUUGAAGAAGAAAAGAAACAGAUGGAACAUGUACAGAGAGUUCUACAGAGAUUGAAACUGGAAAAGGACAACUGGCUUUUAGCAAAAUCUACCAAAAAUGAGACCAUCACAAAAUUUCUACAGCUGUGUAUAUUUCCUCGAUGUAUUUUUUCAGCAAUUGAUGCUGUUUACUGUGCUCGUUUUGUUGAAUUGGUACAUCAACAGAAAACUCCAAAUUUUUCCACACUUCUUUGCUAUGAUCGAGUUUUCUCUGACAUAAUUUACACAGUUGCAAGCUGUACUGAAAAUGAAGCCAGUCGAUAUGGAAGGUUUCUUUGCUGCAUGUUAGAGACUGUGACCAGGUGGCAUAGCGAUAGAGCCACAUAUGAAAAGGAAUGUGGAAACUAUCCAGGAUUCCUUACCAUAUUGCGGGCAACUGGAUUUGAUGGUGGAAAUAAGGCUGAUCAAUUAGACUAUGAAAAUUUUCGACAUGUUGUACAUAAAUGGCAUUAUAAACUAACCAAGGCAUCGGUACAUUGCCUUGAAACAGGCGAAUAUACUCACAUCCGGAAUAUCUUGAUUGUGCUAACAAAAAUACUUCCUUGGUACCCAAAAGUUUUGAAUCUGGGUCAAGCUUUGGAAAGAAGAGUACACAAAAUCUGCCAAGAAGAAAAAGAGAAGAGGCCAGAUCUAUAUGCAUUGGCUAUGGGCUACUCUGGGCAGUUGAAAAGUAGAAAGUCAUACAUGAUACCUGAAAAUGAGUUUCAUCACAAAGACCCCCCUCCGAGGAAUGCAGUUGCCAGUGUGCAAAAUGGGCCUGGUGGUGGGCCUUCUUCAUCAUCAGUAGGAAGUACAUCUAAAUCGGAUGAAAGCAGUACUGAGGAGACUGAUAAAUCAAGGGAGAGAUCUCAGUGUGGUGUGAAAGCUGUUAAUAAAGCUUCUAGUACCACACCUAAAGGGAAUUCAAGCAAUGGAAAUAGUGGCUCUAACAGCAACAAAGCUGUUAAAGAAAAUGACAAAGAAAAAGGGAAAGAGAAGGAAAAAGAGAAAAAAGAAAAGACUCCAGCUACUACUCCAGAGGCCAGGGUACUUGGUAAAGAUGGUAAAGAAAAACCAAAGGAGGAGCGGCCAAAUAAAGAUGAAAAAGCAAGAGAAACCAAGGAAAGAACGCCAAAGUCUGACAAAGAAAAAGAAAAAUUCAAGAAGGAAGAAAAAGUUAAAGAUGAGAAAUUCAAGACCACUGUCCCCAACGCAGAAUCAAAAUCAAGUCAAGAAAGGGAAAGAGAGAAGGAGCCAUCCAGAGAGAGAGAUAUAGCAAAGGAAAUGAAAUCAAAGGAAAAUGUUAAAGGAGGAGAAAAAACGCCAGUUUCUGGGUCCUUGAAGUCACCUGUUCCCCGAUCAGAUAUUCCAGAGCCUGAAAGGGAACAAAAACGCCGCAAAAUUGAUACUCACCCUUCUCCAUCGCAUUCCUCCACAGUAAAGGACAGUCUCAUCGAACUCAAGGAAUCUUCAGCAAAGCUCUACAUUAAUCAUACUCCUCCACCACUGUCCAAGAGUAAGGAGAGAGAAAUGGACAAGAAAGAUUUGGACAAGUCAAGGGAAAGAUCCAGAGAAAGAGAGAAAAAAGAUGAAAAGGACAGGAAAGAGCGGAAAAGGGAUCACUCAAACAAUGACCGUGAAGUGCCACCGGACUUAACCAAGAGACGUAAAGAAGAAAAUGGAACAAUGGGGGUUUCAAAACAUAAAAGUGAAAGUCCAUGUGAAUCUCCUUAUCCAAAUGAAAAAGAUAAGGAAAAAAAUAAGUCAAAAUCUUCAGGCAAAGAAAAAGGCAGUGAUUCAUUUAAAUCUGAGAAGAUGGAUAAAAUCUCCUCCGGUGGCAAAAAGGAGUCUAGGCAUGAUAAAGAAAAGAUAGAAAAGAAAGAGAAACGGGACAGUUCAGGAGGAAAGGAAGAGAAGAAACAUCAUAAGUCCUCGGACAAGCACAGAUAAUGAAGACUUUCAAUCAAGGCUAUGGACAGACCCCCCCCUAAGCUGAAAGUCUCCCAGAGGAGGAUGCCAAAGCUCCGUGCGUCACUCUCAGAACGAUAUCUCCCAUAAUUAAGAGCUUCUGGUGCUGUCCAUUUAAUGGGAAUCUGCUUUAAGUCAGAAGAUGAAUACACACCACCAUCCUCUUGACGAGACAUUCCAAAGUCACUGAUUUUCAGAACAUUAUUUUCACCUCCAGGCAGUUUCUUGCAGCAAGGUCCCUGUGUGUACAAUUUCUACUCGAGAUACAUCAUCCAGAAGCAGCAUCUAAUGAAAAUUUCACUAACUGAAUUUUAGUUCAUUCUUCUUUCUCAGAAAGGAGAGGAAAUCGCCUCCUGGAACCAGUUCCUUAAAUUAUGUAGAUAGGCCGUCUUUGUGUGCGAACUCCUAUACAGUUGACAAUACUGGGAUGAUAAUAUUGCUUGAGGAUUUUGGCUUCUAGUAAACAUUUUAAUUUCACUUCCUGGGAAAGAUGUUCUUUACAUGUUUUAACAGCAACAGCAAUUUUCCCUUUAAUGUUCCCUUAAAUGUGUCACCAAAAUUUCCCUUGCCAAGUAAUUCUUCUAAUGUGACAUCUUUAUGAUUGAGAACCCAUUUCUUAUUCUCCUAAUUAUGGCGAUACUGUGAUAAUGAUGCUCUUAAUUGGAACAUUGACCUUUUUUUUUUUUUUUUGGCAAUUUAAACAAUAGAGAUGAAAUUCGUGUAACAUCAAAUUUGCCUUUUUUUGUUUUUUUGAAACAGAGUCUUGUUCUUGUCGCCAAGGCUGGAGUGCAGUGGCGUGAUCUUGGCUCACUGCAGCCUCCGCCUCUUGGGUUCAAGCAAUUCUCCUUUCUCAACCUCCUGAGUAGAUGGGAUUACAGGCUUGCACCACCACACCUGGCUAAUUUUUGUAUUUUUAGUAGAGAUGGGGUUUCACCAUGUUGGCCAGGAUGGUCUCGAUCUCCUGACCUCAUAAUCCACCUGCCUCAGCCUCCCAAAGUGCUGGGAUUACAGGUGUGAGCCACUGGCCUCAGAUUUGCCAUUUUAAAGUGUACUCUUCAGUGAUUUUUAGUAUAUCCACUAUGUUGUGCAAGGAUCACUGCUGUCUAUUUCCAGAACGUUUCUAUCACCCUAAAAAGAAACUCUCUGCCUAUUAGCAGUCGCUCCCAAUUCUUCCUUUCCCCAGCCCCUGGAAAUCAAUAAUGUGCUUCCUGUCCUUAUGAUUUUGCCUGUUUUGGACACUUCAUUUAAAUGGAAUCAUGCAAUAAUCUGUAGCCUUUGUGUUUGGCUUUCACUUAGCAUCAUGUUCUCAAGGUUCAUCCAUGCCAUAGCAUCUAUCAGUACUCCAUUCCUUUUUAUUGUGAAAUGAUGUUUCAUUGUAUGAGUGUGUAUCACUUUUUAUUUAUCCAUUCAUCAAUUAAUGGACAGGAACAAUGGCUUUUAAGUAUUGUAAGUUCAUCAUGUAUCCACAGUUACUGAUAAUGUCAAGAUUAUACAUGGUGUGAACAGAAUGCUGUGUAGAAAUGAUAUGUAAAUUAUUUGUCAGCAUUUCAUGUAAGUGUGAUGAUUUUCUAAGGACCCUUCUAGCCCUGGUUUUAAGAAAUAUGUGAAUGUAGUAUUUUCAUCAAUAAAGUUUAAUGCAUUAAGCAUUAGUUUAAAAUUUGAAGGCAGAUGUGAAGAUAUUUGCCACAUGUUGUAAUAAUCAUGUUUUGAAGUUAUUUCACUAUGAAGUAUUUGAAAAAUGUCAAUACAUAAAGGAAAGGAAAUGAUUAUAAUUGAGUCAAUAUAUUUUUAAAGCAAUUUUUAUAAUUUAGCAGACAUUGCAUCUUAAUAUAAGUUACUAUUAAAAUUGUGUCCUUGUGAAAAAUGUGAUGUCAUUUUUCUUUUUUUGUUGAUCAUGUAAAAUAGUUACUUUUCUUUGCUGUAUUUUCUGUUUACUUUUGAUAAGCUAUUGCUUGCCUCUGUGGAAUGUUUUACUUGUUGUUCCAUUUUUUUUCUCCCUACCCCCACUUCUCUCUCCAACAUGCACACAGUGUUCAAUUUUUCUUUAAGUCAUCAUUAGUGUGCUUAUCUUUAAUGGUUUCUAAGAAUGGACAAUGAGAAACACAAAUAUUUUCUCCUUUACUGGGGACUCAAGUCUUUGUUACUGAUGCAACCCAUUAACUUUU
Molecule: messenger RNA, 7041 nt
Organism: Sapajus apella (tufted capuchin)
Lineage: Eukaryota; Metazoa; Chordata; Mammalia; Primates; Cebidae
Gene: THOC2
Product: THO complex 2
Exons: 39
Coding region: 65-4858 (1597 amino acids)
Biological process (GO): mRNA processing; mRNA export from nucleus
Cellular component (GO): THO complex part of transcription export complex
Molecular function (GO): mRNA binding
Source: RefSeq, a predicted model, not a curated record